GUUUCUGGGAUUCAGAUUUAGGCCUGGUUUUAUCUGGAAACAACAAGGAUAUCCAAAGCCAAUAAUUGAGUUUAUGGCUUUUCCAAGCCCCGCCCCAGCCUCUCCUGACCAAAAUCUGGGACCAAGCUCAGAGAUUAGGAAGUGGCUGCCUGCACUAUUUUCCAAAGGAUAAAUGUUACAAAGCAUUGAAUACGGCAGCUCACCCAGAAAAUCCUACUGGUUUGGGGCAGGGGACACAUCUUCCAGCAGCCACAAGGGAUGCUGCUGCCCUGGUCUCCUCCCUGCAAGGUUUUGUGUAGAUCCUAUGCAGUGAUGGGGAAACUGCAAAGCAAACUCAAACAUAGCACUUACAAGUACAGCAGGCCCGACGGAAUUCUAGAAGAGAGAAUUCAAACUAAAGCUUGUCAGGAGUAUAGCCCAGCCCACGUGGAUACUGUGUCUGUCGUUGCUGCUCUGAGCUCAGACCUGUGUGUCUCUGGAGGAAAAGACAAGACAGCCGUGGCCUAUGACUGGAAAACUGGAAAUGUGGUGAGACGUUUCAGAGGACACGAACGAGAAAUCACUAAGAUAGCCUGUGUGCACAGAUCGAGCCAGUUCUUCAGCGCCUCUCGUGACAGGAUGGUCAUGAUGUGGGACUUGCACGGCCCCUCGCAACCAAGGCAGCAGUUCUCUGGCCACGCCAUGGUGGUCACUGGAUUGGCCGUGAGUCCAGACUCUUCACAGCUGUGUACUGGCUCUCGGGACAACACCCUGCUUCUGUGGGACGUUGGGACCGGCCAGUGUGCAGAGACAGCUUCCAUCUCCAGGAACCUGGUCACUCACUUGUGCUGGGUCCCCCAGGAACCAUAUAUACUACAGACUUCUGAAGAUAAAACCAUCAGAUUAUGGGACAGUCGGGGGCUGCAGGUAGCGCAUAUGUUUCCCACAAAGCAGCAUAUUCAGACCUACUGCGAGGUCAGUGAGGAUGGACACAAAUGUAUCUCCUGCAGCAACGGCUUUGGAGGGGAAGGCUGUGAAGCCACGUUGUGGGACCUACGGCAGACGCGGAAUAGAAUAUGUGAAUACAAGGGGCAUUUCCAGACUGUCACAUCCUGUGUCUUUCUACCAAGAGCAUUAGCCUUGAUGCCUACAGUUGCCACCUCAUCACAUGACUGCAAAGUGAAGAUUUGGAACCAAGAUACUGGAGAGACCUCGCAUUCCAUGACGCCGCGCUCUUGGCCUAAGCUGCUGGUUCCCUCUUCCUCCCCCAGCCUGCCUGUUCACCUUGUCCCUGGACGGAUCAGGACCUUUGACUUCCCUGGCUGUUGGCGACAGCGUCUCCUUGCUGUGUGCGAGUUUCAGCCGAGGAAUUCACCUGCUCAGAGUGGACUACAGCCAAGGGCUGGCACUGCGGGAGGUGGCAGCAUUCUGAGGCCAAGAGACAUUCACUUUCAAACCGUGGCCUGUCCUUUCUUAGUGUGGCUUUGUUCUUCCCUGUGAUCUUGCGGGGGGCGGGGGUGGGCGGUGAUGUGGGACCAGGGUUCUCUGCUUAGUUCCACUCAGAAGGCAUAUCAGGGUUAGAAGCCAGUUUAAGUCCAGGUGCAGUUUAGAAACAUGAACUAAACAUAAAGUUCUCCAUCGAGGUGAAAUCCAAACACAGUUUUCAGUGACCUUUUAGAACCGCUCUUCAAAAACCAAGUUUAUGGCUCCAAAUGGUGCCCUGCAUGUGUAAGAGUGAUAGGCCUCUGUGAGUCAGAACACAGGGUUGAGUCUGUCGAACUGGCCUGUUCCGUGUCUUCACGAGAGAAGAAGAUGCAGCGGGGAGGCACACCGUUCUGGCAGCCUCACGGUGAUCCAGAUGGGGAAGGACAGCGCAGCUGCAUAGCGGAAAUGGAUUGUAGACAUGAGAUUAAGCUCCAGUCACUGCUCCUCAGCAAGGUGAAGAACCAAAGUUAGGGCAAGAAAGAAGUCUUGGCUUCUACUCGGAGGAGGCGCAGAGUAGGAGGUGGCACGUCCUAGACCGGUGCUGAGGUGGCAUGAAAAUUAGACCCCAGGUGGCUUGGAAAGGCCAACAGCCCAAGGGCCUUGCCCAGAAUCCUAAUUGUCAAACCUGUUCUGUGCAUAAGAAAAUGGGGAGGUUCUGGGCGCCCAAGUGGCUCAGGUCAUGAUCUCACAGUUCGGGGGUUCGAGCCCUGAAUCGGGCUCUUUGCUGACAGCUCAGAGCCUGGAGCCUGCCUUGGUGUGUUACCCUCUGUGCCCCUUCCCCACUCGUUCUCUCUCUCUCUCUCUCUCUCUCUCUCUCUCUCUCUCAAAAAUAAACAUUAAAAAAAAGAAAGAAAGAAAAUGGAGAGGUUCCAAGAUUAAGGCUACAACAAAUUUCAUUUGUACAUUUUAAUAUUUUUAGUUAGUUUUAUAUAAACUCUUGGGAAUGGCCAGCGUGAGCCAAAUGGGAGUUUACAACAACAACAGAACAUAGAGAAAACAGAGGGAUGGACUCAACCGUGUGCUAGCUAGUGAGUCCUCCUGGGUGAGGAGGGGCACAGUGCUCGGGUCAGCCUGUGUGGCCCCCAAGACAUCAGUCCCCAGCCUGGUGCUCACAAGCCCAUUUCCUUCACGGAGGAUAGAGUCCCUCCUGCCAUCAGGCGAGUCCACACAUAAGGCAACAGAGGCCUGGGGAUUCCCUUUCUGAUGAGUCCCAACCAAAGAAAGCCUUUGUACUUGUCUUCCCUGGCCCCUGCCUGUCCCUGAUACCAAGAGAUGACAGCCAUCUUCCUUGUCUCCCUCCUGUUCCUCUUUGGGGCCAGCUUCCCCAUGGGAUGAUCUUAAGCUAGUGCAAGGUGUCAGUCCUGAGUUUGACUCUCCACUUCUCCAUUUAGCUGGGUGCACUUGGGUGUAUAAAAUAGCAGUUUCCUCACCAAUAAUGUGGAGCGAAUAAUCCCACGUUCCUGACAGUGCUGUUCUGAGGACUGAACAAAACUAUAUUAAAUGCCAAGCAAGGUAGCGGGCGCUUAUAAAGGAUAACCAUAGUUAAUUAUUGCUCUCUGUCUGGACUGAACACUCUCCUCUCCUCACAAAACAUUUACCAUUCCUUCACCCAUUCUCCUUAGAUCUUAUUUCUAAACUCUUAGUCCUUUUGUGGCUUCCCUUCGACUCCUUAAGUUACGGAUCUUUGAGGUCUGGAAGGACAAAGGGAUAGCGGGAGAGGAAGCUAUUUCACUGAGCACCCACAGCCGUCUGGAUACGUUUAUUCUCGCCACAAAUCGUGUUAUUCCCGUGUCGCAGAUGAGGAAGCUGAGGCCCGGGAACAUUCAGUCCUUUGCCCGAGGUUACACACGGAGAGAGGAAAGAGAAGAACGGAGAUCUGAGCCAGGGUCUGCCCAACUCAAAGCCAGAACACUUUCCUUCCCACUCCUUUGUCAUUGCGUGAUGUCACAAAGUUCAUUUUAGAAAUUCGUAGACUCUGACACUGUGUGUGUAUUUUCUAGACCAGUUACUAACUUUUUUGGCUCCGAGGAGACCCUCCUGGCCAGGUGCCCAGAAACCGUACACAGGUGUCUCGGGGACGGUCCUAGCGCAUCCUGAACU
Neofelis nebulosa (Clouded leopard) is the source of this 3564-nucleotide messenger RNA. It is a transcript of the gene WDR31, whose product is annotated as WD repeat domain 31. The transcript has 11 exons. Bases 259 to 1479 code for a protein of 406 amino acids. The record is from RefSeq and is a predicted model, not a curated record. Gene Ontology annotation, molecular function: protein binding. Lineage: Eukaryota; Metazoa; Chordata; Mammalia; Carnivora; Felidae.